AUGGGUCCUCCACCGGUGGUAACGGGAGUAUCACCCAAGGAAGGACCACCGGGAACCCGUGUGAUUGUUCGUGGUGAAUUCUUGGGAAACAAAGCUCAAGAUCUCGUAGGUUUGACAAUAUGCGGAUGUGAUUGCCUUUUGUCGGCGGAAUGGAAAUCUACCAACAAAAUUAUUGCUAGGUCAGGACCUUGCAAAGGUCGUGGGGACAUUAUAGUAACCACACAUGGUGGAGGGCAAGGCACAUCAACGGUACAAUUUCGUGGUUAUCACGAAACAAUAGGCCCUAUGAAAGAGUCAGCAGUAUGGGUAGAAGAAGCUCCCUUGCAAAGUUUUGGGUGGGAAAGACGGACUCUAUCCCCGACAAAUUAUCAACAAGAAGACCCUCUAGGCCUUAGUGUAGAGGGCAAUGACAAAAAGUUCCCAGAGGACGAGCUAAUAGAACUUUUUGGAGAAGGAAGCGGUGAUCUUACCAGUGAGAAGUUUCAUCCUGGUUGGUUUCUGUUACAGCAUCAUCAUGCCACUACUUUUGGAGAUUUAAAAGCUGGAUUGGCAUUUCUUAAAAGAAAAGUAAACUCUCAAAAGGAGGGUGAAUUAUCAUUUUUGAAGGCCAAUGUAGGGUCUGUAAUGGAACAAUUGGACACAAUAAUGUUAUUAAAAGAGCAGUUUGAAGCAGAUAUAAAAACGUAUGGUAGUGAUCCUACUGAGAAAUUAGAAAAAGCUAUUCAGCAAUCCAUGUCAGAAGCUAAUAAAUUAUUCGAUGAUGUAUUAGCAAGAAGAGAUAGAGCAGAUGCUACAAGAAAUGCUUUAGCUGUAAUGCAACGAUAUAAGUUCCUCUUUUGUAUGCCAAUUAAUAUAGAAAAGAAUAUAAAACGGGGCAAUUACGAUCUUGUAAUUAAUGAUUAUGCAAGAGUAAAAAAUUUAUUUAAAACCACCGAGGUGGACGUUUUUAAACAAGUAUUACAAGAGAUCGAUGAUAGAGUCGACAUGCUUAAGAUAUUUUUGAGGAAAAAACUAGAAGAAAUGCCCUUUAGUUUGGAGGAACAUAAAAAGAUAAUUAGAAAUCUUGUUAAUUUGGAGGCUAAAGGCGAUCCAGCUUGGAACGCGAUAGUUUCACACGCGAAUUAUUUGAAGAAAAGUAUUACCGCGUGUGUACAAGAAGAUUUGGAAUCAGACAAUUCAAGUGGCGACGAUCUGAACGAAACAAAAUCUUCGUUGAACAGUAAACAAUCAAAAUCAAACAAAAAUGUUGGAACCAAUAUGCCACCACAAAUAUUAUGUACCGAGGCAAUUUGUGAUAUUAUUGUUGAACAACUGCCUGAUCUUUGGAGACUGGGUCAAAGUUAUUUCACAGGACAGCUGCAUGUUGCAGUUGAUGCCGAGAAACAAACACCUUUCAAAACUCUAGUGCUAUCUAGCAUGCAACACGCCAUGGAAGCUAUGAGAAAUACAUGCAGCAAUGAUUUAGACGCAGUUUGGCUUCUACAUAUCUUACGUAGGAUCAGACAGAUGUAUGCUUCAUUAAUUCAUUUGGAUUUACCAAGUGAUGCGCUGGACAUUUUCGGAAAACUUAUACUGGAUUUAAGAUUGCAGUGCUUUGCUGCUCUUUUUAAACAAACAGCAAAGAACAUAGGAGCUUUAAACAAAAAAGAAACUUGGCAGAUUGAAUAUUUAAACGAAGAUGGCGGCGUCACAAGAGUGCCAUAUUUGUUCGAGGAAAUGGUCAUGGAAGUUUCAAAGCAAGCAAGAGAUACAGCUGUCGCUUGUGGCCCUCGAGAAAGUGCACUGUUCGCCAGUCCUAUUCAUCAACAAUUAUAUUACAAUUCUGUCAAAACGUUAUUCACAUCGUUUGACCGAUGUCUCCAGCAGUUGGCAUUCAGUGGCUGUGAGGAGGCUUUGGAGGACGACGAAUCCUCUGUUUCUCAGCUAGUUGGUUCUCCUUCUGGCUAUAAAAGCAAAAGCAGCAAACAUCCUGGUCCAACAUGGGAGCAAUGCCUUUUGAUCUCAUUAAGUAACAUUCGUUAUACAUUGAAUACUAUUGUACCAAAAAUUGGAGAUGCGUUGAAGGAGCUGGAUUACCCAAGCUUGUCGAACGCUGUCGGAUGGAACUCUGACUGGACGCAGUUGGAAUCAUUGGCUACUGUCUUUUUAGACGCGUACUUGGAACGUCGUUGCGACCCAUUGGUCGGUACGAUCGAGCCCAGUAUGUAUCUAGGUGGUUUGGAAUGGGAUUAUGAAACUGAACCAACUCAUGUGAGACCGUACGCCCAGGAAAUUCUAGCGAAUCUGAUUGCAGUGCAUGCAGAAGUGCGUCGUGUCUCCCCAGGUUUAUUACAACGAGUGCUGUCUCAUAUUGUGGAGACUAUAGCAGAGGAGCUUGCGAGACUUAUGUCUUGUGUUACUCAAUUUCGACCUGCAGGGAUUGUUCAGGCACGAACCGACAUCGUCCUUCUACGGAACGCAUUGCAAUCUUACAGUACAACUAGAGCAAAAAACUUUUUCGAGGAAGCUCUGGACGCAAUACCCCAGCCAGUCAGCAAAGAAGACUGUAUGCGAAUCGACAUUUUGUUGUCGAAGGUGACAACGUCCAUGCAGUUGCAGUUGUCGUGUCUUUCCAGCAACACAAAUCAUACUCUGCGACUGGUAGCCGAUCCUAAUCGCGUUACCACUGUAUAAUUGUAACAGUACCUUUAGCAAUUAAUUUAUUACACUCGACCUUAUAUUUUUAUACCGUUACAACGGGAUUCGCUGUAUUAUACUAUCCAUAGUUAUUGCUGUUGUCAUAGACAGACUAAACGAGUGUCAUCCUGUGAUGUAAAACUGUAUAAACAAUUACGCGUGAUAGCUAUGAUAAAUAAAAGAUGUUUAU
This is a messenger RNA of Dufourea novaeangliae, 2866 nucleotides long. RefSeq names its product exocyst complex component 2 (gene Sec5). Gene Ontology annotation, biological process: exocytosis; Golgi to plasma membrane transport. The transcript has 11 exons. Bases 1 to 2673 code for a protein of 890 amino acids. The record is from RefSeq and is a predicted model, not a curated record. Lineage: Eukaryota; Metazoa; Arthropoda; Insecta; Hymenoptera; Halictidae. Gene Ontology annotation, cellular component: exocyst.